Aspergillus vadensis CBS 113365 is the source of this 813-nucleotide messenger RNA. RefSeq lists its product as uncharacterized. Lineage: Eukaryota; Fungi; Ascomycota; Eurotiomycetes; Eurotiales; Aspergillaceae. The record is from RefSeq and is a predicted model, not a curated record. The transcript has 3 exons. The coding region runs from base 51 to 413 and encodes 120 amino acids.
AUCAGACCCUUUGAAGCACACUAUAAAGCAAGAUACUCUUUGUCCUCAUCAUGCAUCUUAUUUCUGUUGCCAUCGCCACCCUUCUGACGACUGCCAGCGCCAUCAGAAUUAUCAAGCCCGCAGCUGGUGACACUGUUCACUGCAACCAGCCAUGGCAAGUGUGCUGGACCGCCGUCGACACUGACCCGCCACAGUUCUGCCUCUAUCUCACCAACUUUAGGGAAUUCCCUCCCCAGAUCGUCGAUCUCCUCAGCCGGACGCCCAUCACAACUCAUGGUGGCGGCUGUGUGACGAUUCCUCCGCCAAGUUGCCCAUCACCUCUUCGCACAACUCCUUAUCGCGUCCGGGCUGCUUCCUGUUCGGAUUCCAACACUAUCUACGCUGAGUCUGCGAAUUUUGCUCUCGUCCCUUAAGUUCCUGCCUAUACCAAGAGACGUGUACGCGGGGUGGGAUUGUAGCACGUCAGGCCGUACUGUAGUUAACAACCAGGCUGAUAGGAGGGAAGUUACUUAAUAGUCUGUUCUGUUCAUUGGCAAGUUUAGUAUGCCGCAGGCAUGGGGCGAAGCGCAACAUCGCUGAUCAUGACUGGCUUCAACAGUCAGUUCUUUCGUUCGUUUCAAGACUUUCACUUUUGUUAGGUCGUAUUUGUUCGAACUUAAGUUAGUUUCCUGCUUUUCUACGGCCUUUUGCUUUUACGAGGAAGGACAUCCAAGGCAUCUUACAACUCAGUUGAAGGCACAGGACCAGCCGCGAGUCGCUUUAGUAAAUUCAGGCUCUAGAAUGGUAAUAUUAAGUAUUGCAGUAUGUUGUAAC